AUGUUUUGUUCUCCAAUCCAAGGCACCGUGGUUGGGGUGGUGAUUUACACCGGUAAAGAGCUGCGCAGUGUAAUGAACACCUCCAACCCAAGACAUAAGAUCGGCCUGAUUGACCUGGAAGUGAAUUGUCUGACUAAGAUCCUGUUUGGCGCUCUGGUGGUGGUCUCACUGGUCAUGGUGGCUCUGCAGCACUUCGCUGGACGCUGGUAUCUCCAGAUCUUCCGCUUUCUUCUGCUCUUCUCCAACAUCGUCCCCAUCAGUUUGCGUGUGAAUUUGGACAUGGGCAAAAUGGUGUUCAGUUGGAUGAUCAAGAAAGACUCUAAAAUCCCCGGGACGGUGGUUCGAGCCAGUACCAUACCAGAGCAACUGGGCCGGAUCUCUUAUCUGCUCACAGACAAAACUGGAACCCUCACUCAGAAUGAGAUGGUGUUCAGACGACUCCAUCUUGGAACGGUGGCGUACGGCAUGGACUCGAUGGAUGAAGUGCAGAGUCACGUGUUCAGCGCUUACACUCAGCCUCCACAUGACCUGCAGGCCUCUCGUGCACCGGGUGCCGCCAAAGUGAGGAAGACCAUCAGCAGUCGAGUGCACGAGGCAGUGAAGGCCAUUGCACUGGUGCACAACGUGACCCCAGUAUAUGAGUCCAAUGGUGUCACGGAUCAGGCAGAAGCUGAACAGCACUAUGAAGACACCUGCAGGGUUUACCAGGCCUCCAGUCCAGAUGAGGUGUCUCUGGUUCAGUGGACGGAGAGUGUCGGUCUGACACUGGUCGGUAGAGAUCAGUCUUCAGUGCAGCUGAGGACACCUAGUGGACAAAUACUGAACUUUACCAUCCUGCAGGCUUUCCCCUUUACCUACGAGAGCAAACGCAUGGGCAUCAUAGUGCGAGCUCGCUACGUCCAGGCCAAGCUGAGCGUUCACGAUCGUUCGCUGAAGGUGGCCACAGUGAUAGAGAGUCUGGAGAUGGAGAUGGAGCUCUUGUGUCUUACUGGAGUCGAGGACCAGCUUCAGGCCGAUGUCAGACCCACUCUGGAGAUACUGCGCAACGCUGGCAUCAAAGUUUGGAUGCUGACCGGGGACAAAUUAGAGACUGCAACCUGCACAGCCAAAAACGCCCAUCUAGUGACCCGCAAUCAGGACAUCCACGUGUUCAGGCCUGUAACCACUCGAAGCGAAGCCCACCUUGAGCUCAACGCCUUCAGGAGGAAACACGACUGCGCGCUGGUGAUAUCGGGAGACUCUCUGGAGGUCUGUCUGAAGUAUUAUGAGUAUGAGUUUAUGGAGUUGGCGUGUCAGUGUCCGGCCAUCGUGUGCUGCCGCUGCGCUCCCACACAGAAAGCUCAGAUCGUUCGUCUGCUGCAGGAACGCACCGGCAAACUCACCUGUGCCGUGGGGGAUGGAGGAAAUGAUGUCAGUAUGAUCCAGGAAGCAGACUGUGGCGUGGGAGUGGAGGGCAAAGAAGGGAAGCAGGCGUCUCUGGCUGCAGAUUUCUCCAUCACUCAGUUUAAGCACUUGGGCAGACUGCUCAUGGUCCACGGCAGAAACAGCUACAAGCGCUCCGCCGCGCUCAGCCAGUUUGUCAUCCACCGGAGUCUCUGCAUCAGCACCAUGCAGGCCGUGUUCUCUUCUGUCUUCUACUUUGCAUCUGUUCCACUUUAUCAAGGCUUCCUCAUUAUCGGAUACUCCACUAUCUACACCAUGUUCCCAGUUUUCUCUCUGGUUUUGGAUAAAGAUGUCAAGUCUGAGGUGGCCAUGUUAUAUCCUGAACUUUACAAAGAUCUUCUAAAGGGACGACCUCUCUCAUUCAAAACCUUCUUAAUAUGGGUCUUGAUCAGUAUCUACCAAGGUAGCAUCAUCAUGUACGGGGCUCUGCUGCUGUUCGAGUCGGAGUUUGUGCACAUCGUGGCGAUCUCGUUCACGUCUCUGAUCCUGACGGAGCUGCUGAUGGUGGCGCUGACCGUGCAGACGUGGCACUGGCUGAUGAUCGUAGCCGAACUCCUCAGUCUGGCCUGCUACAUCGCAUCCCUCGUCUUCCUACAUGAGUUCAUCGACACUUUAUUCUGUCGAACUGACCGACUCUCGUCGUAAUCGACUUCUCUUGCAUGAUCACAGUUUGUACCGAUUGUGAUGUGGACCUAGACUUAGAGCGAAUGCCAUCAUCUUCACCUGACUACUUUUUUAGUUUUUUUUAUGUUUAUAUGAAAGUAUUAUUUUAUUUUUUUUGGUAAUGUAAUC
Molecule: messenger RNA, 2235 nt
Organism: Sinocyclocheilus grahami
Lineage: Eukaryota; Metazoa; Chordata; Actinopteri; Cypriniformes; Cyprinidae
Product: probable phospholipid-transporting ATPase IIA
Exons: 17
Coding region: 1-2088 (695 amino acids)
Biological process (GO): retrograde vesicle-mediated transport, Golgi to endoplasmic reticulum; phospholipid translocation; endocytosis
Cellular component (GO): trans-Golgi network; endosome; plasma membrane
Molecular function (GO): ATPase-coupled intramembrane lipid carrier activity; ATP hydrolysis activity; ATP binding
Source: RefSeq, a predicted model, not a curated record